UAUUAUAAUUACUUUUGUCUCAGUGUUCAGUUCUAAUAUUAAUUUCCCUUUGCCUGCAUUCGAACUCUCCACCAGCCUUGGAUUGUUUACCUGUGAUGGUUCCUCAGCAAACUAGUUAGUGUGUUCCUUGGGGGAAGGCUACAGGCGCCACACUCUUGGUAAACCGAAAAAAGGUCCCAGCGGAAAAGCACAUCCUCACCGACACACCCAAAUACCCCUUGUGUUACCAUCUAGUACUCUCCCCGCUUUCUCGCUGUACACAAGCGACGUUCAGGUGGGAGCCGGGGUCGGGAUGGGAAGCUUCUUCAGAAGUAUCUAUGACUGGUUGCUCAGAAUGUUCUGGGCGACCGAAAUGGAUGUUACGAUGGUUGGUCUUCAGAACGCAGGAAAAUCGUCGCUGUUGCGAGUUUUAGCGGGUGGUGAAUUCACAAUCGACUCGAUACCAACCAUCGGGUUUAACACCAAGCGUGUGCAAAAAGGCCAUGUAACGCUGAAGUGUUGGGACCUUGGUGGUCAACCAAGGUUUCGACCGAUGUGGGAGAGGUACUGCCGUGGAGUGCAUGCCAUCGUGUAUAUCGUCGACGCGGCCGAUAGGGAUGCUUUGCCCAUGGCGACAGAUGAACUCCAUGAGCUUGUCAGCAAGCCGUCUCUCGAUGGAAUCCCUCUUCUCGUUUUAGGCAACAAAUCAGAUCUGCCUGACAAGUUGUCAGUGGAUGAAUUGAUCGAAGAGAUGGACCUGAAGUCAAUUACUCGGCGGGAAGUCAGUUGCUACGGCAUCAGCGCCAAAGAAGAAACAAACCUGGAUGCAGUGCUGCAUUGGUUGAUUGCGCGUUCGAGCAAGUAAUAGCCUGCUUGUUUCAAUGAUCUAGUUUCAUCUUAUCAGGUGUAUUGUGACCGGGUUGGGAUCGGCUUCUUUUUAUCUUUGUGCAUUCGGGUUUGGGACUUUUGCGCUCUGGCUUAAUCACCGCUUUCUUCGUUCCCUAUUUCUUUUUUUUUUUUUUUCCCUAAUCUCUUUUCU
Messenger RNA from Coccidioides immitis RS, 1018 nucleotides. Its product is annotated as small GTP-binding protein. Lineage: Eukaryota; Fungi; Ascomycota; Eurotiomycetes; Onygenales; Onygenaceae. Gene Ontology annotation, cellular component: lysosomal membrane. Gene Ontology annotation, biological process: protein transport. The record is from RefSeq and is a predicted model, not a curated record. The coding region runs from base 293 to 844 and encodes 183 amino acids. The transcript is spliced from 7 exons. Gene Ontology annotation, molecular function: GTP binding; GTPase activity.